Messenger RNA from Gongylonema pulchrum, 591 nucleotides. NCBI's taxonomy places the organism in Eukaryota, Metazoa, Nematoda, Chromadorea, Rhabditida, Gongylonematidae. The record is from the annotation of a GenBank genome assembly.
CUGAUAAGCAAUUUUAAAAAUUUCCACUUUCAGCUAUUGUUCGCAAUAAAUUACACAUUGUCAUAUUUGGAAUUUGAGCACAAUUUAACAGUAAACGGGACACAAGCGAAGAACAGCGGAAUUGCGGAUCUGAUCAGCAGCUACAAUUGUGGCUCGCUAGAUGAAUCGCUGUUUAGUGCCGGUCCCCGGACAUUCGACGGACGGCAAGGAUUCACCAUUGCCGUUGAAGUGGACAGACGUGCACGAGAAAUUGACAGUCAUUUCCUGGGACAACAAUCAAUCCUGGCGCAUCUGGGAUCGCGCGGUUUUAUCACAAAGGCAGUCACUGAAAAUGAUAGUAUCAGUUUCCCGGAGCGAAUUUACGCUCGGCGACGGACGUAUGUAUUCAAUGAACUGUGGGUGCGCGAUGACGAGCUGAAGACAAAUCCGGCAACAGAUAUCCUCCAAUUAUCCGUGAAUGAAUUGGACAGCAGUAGCAGCAGUGGCAGUGGCUGUACCGCAUAUUUCUGUUGUUCGGAGAGUGCCGCUUUCAGGAUCGUAGCUGUUAUAACAGCACUUCAAAUACCAUCCAGUGCACAGGUGCCUUUAUGA